This is a messenger RNA of Labeo rohita (rohu), 1424 nucleotides long. RefSeq names its product amine sulfotransferase-like. Gene Ontology annotation, molecular function: sulfotransferase activity. The transcript has 6 exons. Gene Ontology annotation, cellular component: cytoplasm. The record is from RefSeq and is a predicted model, not a curated record. Gene Ontology annotation, biological process: sulfation. Bases 84 to 983 code for a protein of 299 amino acids. Lineage: Eukaryota; Metazoa; Chordata; Actinopteri; Cypriniformes; Cyprinidae.
CCCUGGACGUACCAAGGUCUUCUCUGCUUUUUUAUUUACGCUCUUUAGCAGUGUUGUUGGUUUGGUUCAGUAAGAACUCAAACAUGGCUCAGCAGGAAUACAAAAAGCUUAGUGACAAACUGUUCACCUACAAAGGAUCUGUGUUAGCUCUUGAUUGCAAUUAUGAUCUCACUCCAGAAUAUAUUGACAGUAUAGCAAAUUUUGAAACAAAGGAUGAUGAUGUCUUUGUUGUUACCUUCCCGAAAUCUGGUACGGUAUGGACCCAACGGAUCAUGACAUUAAUAUACGCAGAAGAUUUCCCUGACAAAGCCAAACAAAUCACAAUGGACCAGAUGCCCUGGAUAGAGUAUCGGAUGACGGGGACAGAUUACAACACACGUCCAUCUCCAAGACUUUUCUCCUCCCAUUUACUCCAGCCACUGAUGCCUAAAAUGCUGCAAGAAAAAGGAAAAGUCAUCUAUGUCAUGAGAAACCCUAAAGAUGUCAUGGUGUCAUAUUUCCACUUUUCCAACAACAUGAAAAACCUGGAUUCUACUGAGAGCUUCGAUGAGAUGCUGGAAAAAUUCUUCACAGGAUGGAUGGUUGGUGGUUGUUGGUUUGACAAUGUUAAAGGAUGGAUCACAAAUAAAGACAAAUACAACAUCCUGAUCCUUACCUAUGAAGAAAUGAUCAAGGACCUCAGAUCCGCUGUUGUGAAAAUCUGCGAGUUUGUGGGAAAGAAUCUGUCAGGCGCAGCAAUCGAUAAAGUGGUGGAGACAGCCACAUUUAAGCACAUGAAGAAAGACCCCAUAGCCAACUAUGAAUUCCUUCCUUCGAAUAUCACGGACCAUCCCAAAGAAGCUUUUAUGCGUAAAGGAACAGUUGGUGACUGGAAAAACUCUUUAACUGUGGCUCAGAGUGAAUGUUUUGACCGCGUCUACCAAGAAAGAAUGAAGGACGUACCUCUAAACAUGGUCUGGGACAUCUCAGAAUUGCAUGGCUGAAAACUCAAACUGUGACUUCUGUUUUACAAACUAAUAAAGAUAAAGCACUUUCACAAUAGUAAAAAGUAAGGUGUAAUAUGUGAGUGAAUGUUUUGGCUACAUUAUCAUAUCAUAUCGAAACAGAUAGCAAUCAAUAGCAAUGGCCUUCUGAACUUUUACUAUAUUAAAAAAAAAAAAAAAAAAAACAUUUUUUUAGGUUCACUUAAGUGGUCUUGUGAUGUGAAACGAAAGUUUAUUAUUUUUAUUGUUUGUUUUUGUUUUUUUCUUUAAUUUGUACCCUUGUCUGCUCGCUUUCUGUGAGUGAUUCAUUCAUUCAUUCAUUCAUCUUAUUUGUUAAUUUAAAAUUAAAUCUAAAAAUAACAAUGAACUAUAACUUUUCACUUCUUACAAUCGAACUGCAGUCAGAUUAAUAAAAAUGGGUUGCACAUCCUGUUUCAUUAA